Messenger RNA from Pelmatolapia mariae (spotted tilapia), 3607 nucleotides. It is a transcript of the gene hgsnat, whose product is annotated as heparan-alpha-glucosaminide N-acetyltransferase. The coding region runs from base 31 to 1986 and encodes 651 amino acids. The transcript is spliced from 18 exons. The record is from RefSeq and is a predicted model, not a curated record. Lineage: Eukaryota; Metazoa; Chordata; Actinopteri; Cichliformes; Cichlidae.
CAAGGACACGGAUCGGAAGUAACCUAUGUCAUGGCAAAAAGGAAGCUUAAGAAAAACAAUACAUAUCACUCGUCUUCAGUAGCAUCGGUGAUACCAAAGAGCCAGAAAGAAAUGGCACAAACGGAGAAAAGUGCCACUUUUGCCCUUGCUGCUGUUGCUUUGGUCGUGGCUGUUUGCGUGGCACCACUAGCAGCUGAAAUAUCUUCGUCUGAUAUACAUCAUCAUAAGCGCCUGUCCCUGAAGAUGGAUGAGGCACAGCUGACGGUCAACAAUGAGUUGUCAUAUGAGGUGCAGGUGUCUUGGAUGUCACAGCGCUGCUACCAGUGUUUGUACCAGCAGCUAGGGGUGGUACCUGCAGGGCUUGGCCCUGGUCAGCCCAGUUCAGUAAACUUUGUUGUAAGCACACAGCAUGAAAUAACACUGCAGAUCAACAGCACACCUAUCGAGCUGGAGCUCUGCAAAAUUCCUUUCCACUUUGGCGAGCAUGGUAACUACUCUCUGUGGGUGAAAACCCUGAACGCAUCUUUUGGAGUCAACUGCUCUGUAGUUACUGAUAAGGACCCUGUGAAUAGCUACAUACCGAUCUUGGUUGCUUUUCUUAUCUAUGCUCUCCUGGCCUUGGUGUUUGCCAUUGGAAAAAAGGUUUGGGGGCUUGAUGCGGUAAGAGGUCUGGUCCUCCGACUUGGGAGUUCCAUGGAAACAGAGAGACUCAUCAAUUCUGAACUGGGCCCCACUCGGGUAGUGCCGCCAGUCACUGAUAACAUCCUCCCUCCCCCGCUAACAAGCAGCAAGAGGCUUCGAUCUUUGGAUACAUUCAGAGGUAUCUCCUUAGUCAUUAUGGUGUUUGUGAACUAUGGAGGGGGACGAUACUGGUUCUUCAGACAUGAAAGCUGGAAUGGCCUUACUGUUGCCGACCUAGUCUUCCCUUGGUUUGUGUUCAUAAUGGGCACGUCCAUCGCACUCUCCAUCAAUGCCUUGCUGCGUGCAGGCGCGACCCGUUGCUCAUUGCUCAGAAAAGCUGUGUGGCGGAGCUUGCAGCUCUUCAUCAUUGGUGUCCUAGUCAUCAACCCAAACUAUUGCCAGGGAGCGUUGGCUUGGGAAAACUUGCGGAUCCCGGGUGUGUUGCAGCGCCUCGCCUGGUCAUAUCUGGUCGUAGCUUGCUUGGAUUUAUUGGUGGCCAGAGGACAACUUGACGUCCUCACAGUGGAUGCGUGGUGGUCCCCAGCUAUUGAUUUCUUGCUGUAUUGGCCAGCCUGGCUGUGUGUGAUUCUUCUAGAAGUACUCUGGCUCUUCCUCACAUUUCAACUUCCUGUGCCAGACUGCCCAACAGGUUAUCUGGGUCCAGGUGGGAUUGGGGACAUGGGGCUGUAUGUGAACUGCACCGGUGGAGCAGCUGGUUUCAUUGACCGCUUGCUUCUGGGAGAAAAGCACAUGUACCAGAAUCCAUCAUCAAGGGUGAUUUAUGCAACUCGUAUACCGUAUGAUCCAGAAGGUGUUCUUGGCAGCAUCAACUCUAUCCUCAUGGCCUUUCUGGGAUUACAGGCAGGGAAAAUAAUCUUGCACUACAGAGAACGCCCCAAAAGUAUUAUGUCGAGGUUCCUCAUAUGGGGUCUGUUACUGGGUGUCAUAUCAGCAUUUCUAACCAAAUGUUCCACAGACCAGGGUUUCAUUCCUGUCAACAAGAACUUGUGGUCUCUUUCUUACGUGACAACACUGGCCUGCUUUGCCUUUGUGCUCCUAAUGCUGAUCUACUACAUAGUGGAUGUAAAUAAGUGGUGGUCAGGGGCACCUUUCUACUAUCCUGGUAUGAACUCCAUACUUGUGUACGUGGGCCACGAAGUGUUUGAAGACUACUUUCCCUUCCACUGGCGCAUGUCCAACAGCCAAUCCCAUGCUGAGCAUCUCAUUCAGAACCUUGUGGCCACUUCCUGUUGGGUCAUCAUCUCCUAUUUGCUUUACAAAAAGAAGAUUUUCUGGAAAAUUUAAACACAGGAUCAGCAAAAGCACAGGACAUUGUUUACAUCAUAGAUGCUGGAGACACAACAAGAAUGCAUUUGGUUGGACACAGAAUGCAGAUUAAUUAUGUCAAUGUUAUAUCAUAACUAUAUGAAUCUCUGUCUCUGAUCAUGUAUGGGGUUUCUUUCAUCACAUAGCUAUUCUGUUAGGUUAUUUCCCCUUUCUUUCUUUUUACAUUUUUUUUUUAAUUUCUGUUAUGACCUUAUGGGACAAUAAACAGUUUGUUCAGUUAUGCACCAGGAAAGUUAUCCUUAGUGACUCAGGAAAAAAAUAUUUGAAGAAUAGUUUGGAUUGUAAAUACACCAUCUUUAAUGUGUAGUAGUUUACACAUUCACCUACAAAGCAAAAGAUCCCUGGUUGAAUCCUGGCAGGAGACACAAGUAUAAUGGGGGUUGCAUAAGGAAGGGCAUCCAGUGUAAAAAUGUGCCAAAUCAAAUAUGCGGAGCGACCACUAUGGUAACCUCUUGUGAAUAAGGAAGCAGCCCAAAGUAACUUUAAAUAAACUAUUUUUGUUAUACCAGCGCAUCUUAAAUGGCAGAGUAUUUAAGCAGGGUGUUGCAGUAUUUCUUUAAUAGGCCCUAUUGACUUCUCUGUUGUCAUGUGAAGUGCUGUGGUGUUACCCUGAAGGCUGACGUUAGGUUUUUGGGGUUUUUUGCUUUUUAUCAGGUGGACGCUAAAGGCAAAACAUUUACCAACAAUUCACUGUAAUCUUUAAAUAUUUUUUUCCCGCUCUACAUUUUAAGAUGGAAUUGGUGUUCAAAUGAGGGGGAUAUCAUAAGUAGAUGUUUCCUAUAUCCCUUACCCCCACCCAGCAUGUAGUGUCUGUGCUGCUCAGAGCGUAGCACUAUAGCUAAAAUGGAAAUGCUCAUGUUCAUCGCUCCAUUCUGUUUUGCGAGUAUAAUGAAUGACUGCUGGCUUCACUGUGCUCCCAUUUUAUGUACAUCUCACAAUCGAUGUGGGUAACUGAGCAACCAAACAUAAGAAAGACACGAGAAAACAAACCUCCAAACCUGUUCUCUCUGAUUUCCAUUUCUCUAUUACAUUUAAGAUGACCUGUCAGAUUAAAUAAGCUCCAAAUGUUCAGGGGAGUUAAAGGAGGGGAUGUUAGCAAUGUUAUGCAUUUGGUUUCAUGUGGAAGCAGCACAGGUUUUGUUUUUUUGUUUUUUUUAUGGUCUUCAAAAAACAGAAGUCACAGUGCUGCUAUUUUUUGUGUGUUAGUGUUACAUAUGCAUUUUUUCUCAACUUUAGUUUAAUACCCCAAUUUUUUGCUGCUGUUUUGCCAAAUGUGUUUUUUUUCCUUACACAGUAAUCUGAAAAAGCACCAUAAAUAUAUUUGAUGGAGUCUUAUCAUAAGACUGUUCCCAUUACUCCCACUGUAUUGGGUAAAUGUGCUCGCUGUUAUGAUUGGCAGUUGAUAAAACAUUUACCACCUGUUUUUGCAGAAUCAUCAUGUUCAGUCUAUAGAAUAUCCAGAUGCUGUGGAUAUUAUUUUUUGGGGGGGACUGCUCAUGUAGUACGUUCACCAUUUCUAUUUCAUGACAUUUACUUUGUUAAACUUUUAUCUAAUUUUUUAUAUAUACACUAUUUGAAA